CUUAUUCUUCCCGAAGCGUCCUUUUCUUUCAACUGGCUAGAAUUAGUUAGAUAAAAGCUAGGGUUUCUGCAUAUACAUCCUUUCUUGCUUUUGCUUGCUGAAGGGAGGAGGAUCCGAGAUGGAGAACUACUUGAACGAGAACUUUGGCGAUGUGAAGCCCAAGAACUCGUCGGAGGAGGCGCUUCAGAGAUGGAGGAAGCUCUGCUGGCUUGUGAAGAAUCCUAAACGGAGGUUCCGAUUCACUGCUAAUCUCUCCAAGCGCUUCGAGGCUGAGGCCAUCCGUCGCUCCAAUCAGGAGAAGUUCAGAGUUGCAGUUUUGGUUUCACAAGCUGCUCUUCAAUUUAUCAAUGGUCUAACUUUGUCCAGUGAAUACACUGUGCCAGAGGAAGUAAAAACUGCAGGCUUCAAAAUAUGUGCUGAUGAAUUGGCAUCCAUUGCCGAAGGCCGCGAUGUGAAAAAACUAAAACUACAUGGUGAGGUUGAGGGUAUUGCAAACAAGCUUGCAACUUCAGUCAACAUUGGCAUUCCAACUUCUGAGCAAUUGCUGAAUCAAAGAAAAGAGAUUUAUGGAAUUAAUAAAUUUAAUGAAAGCCCACCACGAGGUUUUUGGAUCUUUGUGUGGGAAGCCCUUCAAGAUACAACCCUUUUGAUUCUUGUUGUUUGUGCUUUUGUCUCUCUUCUUGUUGGCAUAAUUAUGGAAGGAUGGCCGAGGGGUGCCCAUGAUGGCCUUGGAAUUGUUGCCAGCAUUUUGCUUGUUGUACUUGUCACCGCCACAAGUGAUUAUAAACAAUCCCUGCAGUUCAAGGAUUUGGACAGGGAGAAGAAAAAAAUCGCAGUUCAGGUUACCAGAAAUGGAUUAAGACAAAAGAUAUCAAUAUAUGAUCUUCUUCCCGGUGAUAUUGUUCAUCUUGCCAUUGGAGAUCUGGUCCCGGCAGAUGGACUUUUUGUUUCUGGGUUCUCAGUGUUAAUAAAUGAAUCCAGUUUAACAGGAGAGAGUGAACCAGUUAAUGUCCAUUCUGGUAAUCCUUUUCUCAUGUCAGGAACUAAAGUUCAGGAUGGAUCAUGCAAGAUGCUCGUGACUACUGUUGGAAUGAGAACUCAGUGGGGUAAACUGAUGGCUACUCUCUGUGAAGGAGGAGAUGAUGAGACCCCAUUGCAGGUCAAACUUAAUGGUGUAGCAACCAUUAUUGGUAAAAUAGGCCUAUUUUUUGCUGUUGUUACGUUUUCUGUUAUGAUGCAAGACCUGAUCAGCCACAAGCUGCAAGAAGGGUCCCACUGGAUCUGGUCUGGAGAUGAUGCAAUGAAAAUUUUGGAAUCCUUUGCAAUUGCUGUUACAAUCGUGGUGGUUGCUGUUCCUGAAGGACUGCCUUUGGCUGUGACGCUAAGUCUUGCUUUUGCCAUGAAGAAAAUGAUGAAAGAUAAGGCACUUGUCCGUCAUUUAGCUGCUUGCGAGACAAUGGGAUCUGCUACAUGUAUCUGUAGUGACAAGACUGGGACUCUAACUACUAACCAUAUGACUGUUGUGAAAGCUUGUAUUUGUGGGAAAAUCAAGGAAGUAGGGCGCUCUAAGGAGACUUUUAGUUUUGGCUCUGAAAUUCCUGGUUCUGCUUUGAGUAUUCUACUUCAAUCAAUAUUUAACAACACUGGAGGAGAAAUUGUUAAAAAUGAAAACGAAAAAAUUGAGAUACUGGGAACGCCAACUGACACUGCUCUUUUGGAAUUUGGGCUAUUGCUUGGUGGGGAUUUUCAAUCAGAACGUCACACAUUGAACAUUGUGAAAGUUGAGCCUUUCAAUUCUGUUAAGAAGCGAAUGGGAGUAGUACUAGAACUCCCAAAUGGUGGUUUCCGGGUGCACUGUAAAGGCGCUUCUGAGAUAAUUCUAGCCGCAUGUGACAAAGUCAUAGACUCGAAUGGUGAAGUUGUUCCACUUAAUGAGGCAUCCAUUAAUCAUUUAAAGGAUACAAUUGAGCGAUUUGCUAGUGAAGCUCUUCGAACUCUAUGCCUUGCUUAUAUGGAAAUUGGAAAUGAAAUUUCUGUUGAAAGUCCUAUACCAAUAAAAGGGUACACAUGCAUAGGAAUUGUUGGAAUUAAAGAUCCAGUUCGCCCAGGUGUCAGAGAGUCUGUUGCAAUUUGUAGAUCAGCUGGUAUAAUUGUUCGGAUGGUUACCGGAGACAACAUACACACUGCAAAGGCAAUUGCUCGAGAAUGUGGAAUUUUAACCAGUGAGGGUAUAGCAAUUGAAGGCCCAGAAUUCCGUGAGAAAAGUGAAGAGGAAUUGCACGAGAUUAUUCCAAAACUUCAGGUCAUGGCUCGAUCUUCACCACUUGAUAAGCAUACCCUUGUAAAACACUUACGAACAACUUUUGAAGAAGUUGUUGCAGUGACUGGUGAUGGUACCAAUGAUGCCCCAGCUCUCCAUGAAGCAGAUAUUGGACUAGCAAUGGGCAUUGCUGGAACUGAGGUGGCUAAAGAGAGUGCUGAUGUCAUCAUCUUGGAUGACAACUUCUCCACAAUUGUUACUGUGGCAAAAUGGGGACGUUCUGUGUACAUAAACAUUCAAAAAUUUGUUCAGUUUCAGCUAACAGUUAAUGUUGUUGCCCUAAUUGUCAACUUUUCUUCUGCCUGUUUGACCGGAAACACUCCCCUGACGGCUGUGCAGCUUCUAUGGGUCAACAUGAUCAUGGACACCCUUGGAGCACUUGCAUUAGCCACAGAGCCCCCAAAUGAUGACUUGAUGAAAAGAGCACCAGUUGGCAGGAAAGGAAACUUUAUCAGUAAUGUGAUGUGGAGGAAUAUCUUAGGGCAGUCUCUGUAUCAGUUUGUCAUAAUUUGGUUUCUUCAGACCAGAGGAAAAGCAGCUUUUAAUCUUGAUGGCCCAUAUUCAGAUUUAGUAUUGAAUACGAUCAUUUUCAACUCGUUCGUCUUUUGUCAGGUUUUCAAUGAGAUCAGCUCUAGGGAGAUGGAAAAAGUAAACGUCUUCAAAGGUAUAAUGGAGAACUAUGUCUUUGUGGCUGUGCUUACUUUCACUGUCAUCUUUCAAAUCAUCAUCAUCGAGUUCCUCGGUGCAUUUGCGAACACAACUCCUCUCAGCCUGUGGCAGUGGUUCAUUAGUGUUUUCCUCGGAUUCCUUGGGAUGCCAAUAGCGGCCGCCCUAAAGAUGAUUCCUGUGGGAUCAAAUUGAGAUCAGCAAACUGGAUACAUAAUUUGGUUACUACACCAUUAUACAUCUUUGGUAUAAUUCAAAACUGAUCUGGGUUUUCGAACUGUGAAAUUUGAAAGGCAUAGGAAAAAUUACAACAAACCCACGACUCAAGAUGGCCGUUUCAACAUUUUGGGGGAGAGUUUCUAUUACACGUUAGACUUCUUAACCUCCGAAUUUUGUGAUAUAACUCAAAGCAUUUGCCCGAUCAUGAUGCAGUUGUAUUACAAUGUCAUCAGCAAUUAUAUUGACGAUUCAUCUCUUAUAAUCUUGGCUGACAGAUGAUAGCCCAUGUUUUGCACUAAAUGGAUGCUAUUUAUUUCAAGUGAAAUGGAGAUGAUCUCAUUCCCUAUC
Messenger RNA from Juglans microcarpa x Juglans regia, 3553 nucleotides. Its product is annotated as calcium-transporting ATPase 1-like. The record is from RefSeq and is a predicted model, not a curated record. The transcript has 7 exons. NCBI's taxonomy places the organism in Eukaryota, Viridiplantae, Streptophyta, Magnoliopsida, Fagales, Juglandaceae. The coding region runs from base 119 to 3181 and encodes 1020 amino acids. Gene Ontology annotation, cellular component: intracellular membrane-bounded organelle; membrane. Gene Ontology annotation, biological process: calcium ion transmembrane transport. Gene Ontology annotation, molecular function: P-type calcium transporter activity; ATP hydrolysis activity; calmodulin binding.